AUGCGCGUAUGGUUCAUGAUCGCGGUUUUCGUUGGUUGCGCCACCGUGGAAACCCGGCCGGCGCCGUCCUCUUCCAGCACGCUCGCCUCACAAUUCAAAUUCGCCGAAAAAGCGGAUAUUUUUGUGACGCACAGGAAUAUCAAUGAAGGUGCGUUUUGCAAAAGUAUAGUCUGUUCACUUUUGACGUCAUAGAAGAGGGACAAAUGUUCAAACGAGCACAGACUACAGUACCUUUUGUUGAAGAGCACCUGCCUUCGUUUCGAUUCCGUUUAUCCAAUUAUUGCAGAUUUGACUGAGGACGAAACGACAAUCAAACUGGUCGGAACGUUCUCGGCGGUCGGAAGCAAUUACGAGACGGGCGGAGACAUUGUCCAGGUGCGUCGUCCGUCUUCCGUCAGCAUCUGGUGCCCUCGAGACGCUCUUCCGGAUGAUAUAUUCAUGCAAAAGCUCUUUCCGGAUGCUUGUUAACCCGGUUUUUUGGCGCCUCGAACCCCGGGGGAGUCUUGUGUGGAGAGCCGCCCCGCGCUAAAAUAUUAGUUGUUGUUGUGGCCGCGCUGUCUUUUCGGAUGUUGCUCCAGGGUACUCGGACGAGCGAAACAGAAACAGAAACAGAUAGGCUGCGUGGUUUUUGACAUAAUUUGGCGUGUAUUUGCACAAUGCAUUAGUGGCUGCCCGCAGCCAAUUUCCUUUUUCUGUGCCGUGCCGAUAGAGAGAGAGAGAGAGAGAGCACUAAUCGAAUUUGGGUGGAUGCUGCCUCCCAUACAGACGCGGACCCAUUAUCUGAUAGGAAAUUGAGAAUUCGAGGAGGAGGAUCGGGGAGAAGAUUAAAGGUUGAGAGCCAGCAUUACGGCAGCUGCUACAACUUUUACGGUAGUUUUUUUUUUGAUAAAACCAUGUGGAACUGUACGAUGCUAAAUCAGGAGAAAAGUGGUCAAAAUGAAAAAGUACAAAGUCUAGCGGAGCACUCUUUCUUCACUGUCAGCUCUUUUUUGCCCCUUUCUUUCGAAACUAUCUAUUCGCUAGUUCGUCAAUGCCAUCAGCAUGCAUUUCUAAUCAUCAGCUCCCCUCUUUGUGCUGUGCUCUUCUUGCUCCAACAAUCAUAUUUCACCGAUUAGGUAGGCGAGCUCCUCCUUGGUCCUUUGCCCAAAUUUUUGUGCUCUUUGUGCGGGUGAAUAGCGGCUCUCUGGAGACCACUUGGCCCGCGUUUUCAAAUGGAAUUUCUCGGCUCUCCACUCGUUUUUGUUCGGAUCUGGUGCUCAGCUCAGGCUCGUCGUGCUAACAAGUACAAGAUGGACAAACACAGACACAUACAACAAACAAAUAAUACACACAAUUACUAUGUCUCCUCCUUCUUCUUCUUCUACUUCUUUCUUUUUCCAUCGUCGUCGUCAUCAUCUUCUUCUUCUUCUUCUUCUCCUUAUUCGGCUUUUUAGUCGAAGCGGGUGGGCCAUGCGGCGAGCCUCAAAGAAGCGGGUAAAAGGGGGGGCAUAAAUUUUGGUGGGGAAAUGAGAGUGUAAUCCCAUUGAUGACCCCCUUCUGAUGCAACAUUUAAGGGGAUUAGCGGGAGCCGAUGGUUAUACUGUAGAAGAGAGAAAGAGGAAGAAGGCCCGACAUAGGGAGCGAAAGAAGCAUGCUACGCAAUUCUGGAUUAGGUUCCGGAUAGGUUAACCAGCAAAGAACUGUCGCAAUUCCAGGUCUCAUCGUUCCGUGCCUGUGACGCCCGUCGCAAAGGCCUCGAUCACACCGUCUUCGAGCACGUCUCCGUCGUCUUCGUCGAUGACGUUCAGCCAUUUCUAACCGGAUGCGUGGCCCUCGACAACCAGGCCCGAUUCGCGGAAAAGUCUGGAGCCAUGGCGCUGGUAGUCGGGCCUGCUUCUAGAGUUGAACGGACCACACGGCCCAUGACGGUGAGUUCAGAAGAUAUUAUGCAACUCAGCGGCAAAGAAACUUUUCAGAUUGGCGGCACCAAAAUCCCGAUCAUAGUGUUGGAUGACGAGCAGACGGAACGUCUUCGCAAUGAGCUCAGGACCGCUUCGGAUCGUGGCGCCGUCGUGAAACUGCGAAUCGGAUUCAUAGACGAGAAGCCGUCGAAAGUGUUGAAACUGCAGGUGUUCCGACCGACCAUCCUCAACAUUUCGCUCCUCGGCCUUCUGAUCGUUCUGAUCGUCUUCGUCUCCCUCCUCGUCGUCAUCAAGAUCCGCUGUCAACCGACUAUGCAUCGCGAGCUGUGGCUCCGUGCUCUCGCGCGAACCGCCCUGACCAAGAUGGAAAUCCGCAACUUCCAAAAGGAAAAGGGUGCGGGGAAUAAGAAGAAGUCCGGCAACACAUUCGCCCGUCUCAAGCAGCACCGUUCUUCGUCGAGGCACUCUUCCUAUCUGGCCGUGUUCGGUUCGCUCACUUCUGUUGCUCAGAGCUCGAACCAUUCGGCGCAGGAGCGAUGUGUGAUCUGUUUGGAGGAAUACGAAGAGGGAACCGAGCUGCGGGUGCUCUUCUGCGGACACGAGUUUCAUCCGAAGUGCGUCGAUCCGUGGCUGCUCUCGCGGAGAAGAUGUCCGUUGUGUCAGUUCGAUGUGGUUUACAAGCACUAUCCGAAGGUGGAUUCUCCGGAAAAAACGUCAGGGUAAGUGAAUGUUCUGUGGAAUGUUCGACUCAUUCUCUCCUUCCAGCCAUUCGAAUGACACGGAAUCCCUGCUGCCCCGCUCAUCUCCCGAAGAAGCACAUCUCGUUCCGCCCGGCUCCUCGACUGCUCGCUCCUCGCGCCCGUCUCGUUCCUGCCGCCAUCACAUCCCUUCCAACCUUCGCACUCCUUCCCAUCAACGCUCCGCUCAACCGGCUCCGCGCACGAGAAGUUGCCCGCGACGCCGUCAGCUGAGAUCCAGGAACCAGAUCGAGACCGCAAUUCGGUUAGGCGGGUAAGCAUCCCGACUAGAGCAUUCUGAAAGUACACAUUUGAUUGCAGAUACUCUUCCGACGUCUCCUCUUCGCACGCCGAGCCAUCCCGUUCGUUUGAGCUCGAGCCAAGGACACUCCAGCAGUUGUAG
This is a messenger RNA of Caenorhabditis sp. 36 PRJEB53466, 3041 nucleotides long. The record is from the annotation of a GenBank genome assembly. NCBI's taxonomy places the organism in Eukaryota, Metazoa, Nematoda, Chromadorea, Rhabditida, Rhabditidae.